Molecule: messenger RNA, 2572 nt
Organism: Spirodela intermedia
Lineage: Eukaryota; Viridiplantae; Streptophyta; Magnoliopsida; Alismatales; Araceae
Source: the annotation of a GenBank genome assembly
AUGUGGGAGAAGGGGGGAUCGCUGAGCAGGGGCUUCCUCCGCCUCCGCCACCACCGCCAUGGCUACUCCGGUGGCUUCUACCUCCAUGACCAGCGCUUCGCCGGCGGCCUUGCGGGCCCUCUGGGCCUCCGUCGUCCUCUGGAGGGAAGCUCCGCCCUCGCCGGAGGCCUGAGGGGCCCGAUCUUUCCCUUAGGAUGCCGUUCUCUGAGCUCCGGUGGAAAAUACGCCACUGCGCGGAAGGAGAGCGACGAGGAGGGUCCCCCUGCGCCCUCAGGCGGUGACAUGGUUUCGGAGUCUGGGAAGGAGGAGAGAGUGUCAAGCUACUGGGGCGUGAUGCGGCCCAGGGUCACCAAGAAAGAUGGCACGGCGUGGCCGUGGAAUUGCUUCAUGGUGACUUAGAGUUUGAUUUUUCUUUUUUCCCUCUCUGAUUCUAUUUCCAGGGCUAUAUUCUGAAGUAUGAUCCGUUUUUCGAUUUCCUUACUCCCUGCUGCAGCCGUGGGACACUUACAGCGCCGAUUUGUCAAUAGAUCUUUCAAAGCACCACGUUCCAAAGACAUUCACGGACAAGUUUGCUUACCGAACGGUGAAGAUUCUCAGGAUCCCAACAGAUAUUUUUUUCCAGGUCAAGAUUCGUAUCCAUAUUGAAAUUUACUUUUGUCAAUGAUAUUUUGCAUUGAUUCUGUUUUUUUUUAAUCGAUAUGAUUUUUACAAUGUUUUUAUUUGAUUAUUAUGGCUGAUAUCUUAAUUUCUGUUAAGUUCUUGACAUGAUUUCUUAAGUUGCAUCGGAAACUCACUGUUCUCGUUAUGCCUUCUUCUUCUUCUUCUUCUUCUUCUUCUUCUUCUUCUUCUCAUCUAUGCUAAAUAGCCAUUUACGAAAAUAUGAAUCCAUCUCCUUUAUUUUUUCUCAUCACACGAUACCAGGAAUUCAUGUGUCUGGUGAUGUUUAGAUGGGACCAUUAAGCGCACGAUUUGAUCAUCUGUUCUUCUACGAAGAAAUUCUGUCUGUGUUUUCUUCCCAUGAAGGCAACUUUGAUCCAGCACGAAUACAUUCCAUCCAUUUGGAAUACCGACUGAAUCAUUCAAUCUCUGCCUUCAUGAACUGUAGAUGUAUUGAGCCUAUUCGACAUCCAAAUCAUUGUCUCAUUUCCUCAUCUGAGGCAGGACAUACAAUCUAGGAAUCUCAUCAACAGCUCAUGGAGGUAGACUUUGAAUGAUUCAAUGGGUAUCAUAAAUGCCCAGAGUCUACUCAGAGUGAAAGAAACCGUCAACAGAGCUCCUUCAUAGAAGAACAGAAGAUCCAAUCGCAUGCUUUUAAUGGGAAUAAGAAAAAUAGGAAUUUUCUUCCACAGCUCAUGGCACAAUCAGGGCUUGACUGAUUCGUUCCCACAAAAACAGAGGCGGUAUGGGUGCCGGGCGAUGAUGCUGGAGACAGUGGCAGCUGUGCCAGGCAUGGUUGGUGGCAUGCUCCUCCACCUCAAGUCCCUCCGGCGAUUCCAGCACAGCGGUGGCUGGAUCAAGGCCCUGCUGGAGGAGGCAGAAAAUGAGCGGAUGCACCUGAUGACCAUGGUGGAGAUCGUCCAGCCCAAGUGGUAUGAGCGGGCACUGGUCCUCACUGUCCAGGGGGUCUUCUUCAAUCUCUAUUUCCUCCUCUACCUGCUGUCCCCGAAGCUGGCACACAGGAUUGUCGGGUACCUGGAGGAGGAGGCGAUCCACUCCUACACAGAGUUCUUGAAGGAGAUUGACAGAGGCACCAUCAAGAACAUUCCAGCGCCUGCCAUCGCAAGGGACUACUGGCGGCUGCCCGAGAACGCCACCCUGAGAGAUGUUGUGGUGGUCGUCAGGGCGGAUGAGGCCCACCACCGGGAUGUUAACCACUUUGCUGCUGUGAGUAUAACUUCGGCUCCUUCUUUCUGGUCCUUUAUUUGAUGCCAUUGAUAUGUUUUUUCAUGGAAAAUAUUGCCUAAUUAGGCAGUUGAAAGAUUCUAGGAUUGUACCCGUUUGAGUAGAGGGGGGAUUGGUGACAAUAUAGGAUCAUUCCAUUUGAAUCAGGCUCACCAUGGUUUCAUAUUUUAUGGUAUAAUGUCUAGCAAUGAAGGUGGGUUUUUUUCUUCAGAUUAUUCAUACUUUGAUUUGUAGGGGGAGAGAUUGCCAUAUUUAGAAUUGAAGGUGGGUUUCCCUAAUGAUUGGCAAUGGUUGACCUUUGACAUGUUGCUUAUUAGAGAGAGACAGAGACAGAGACAGAGAGAGCACCACCCGUCUAAGAUUAUCCAUGGUACCUUGUUUCUAGAUAGAUAGAUAGAUAGAUAGAGGGAGGGAGGGAGAGAGAGAGAGAGAGUAGGCAUGGCAUCUAGGUGUAGGUGUUCUCCCAUGAUUGGCAUCUAUAAUGCCCUAUGAAUCAGAGCCUCAACUAUCGUCUCCUAUAUUUAUUGUGCUUUCUUGAUCGCCGGGGUUCGAAGCCCCUGAAGGGGCUGAUCGCCCUCUGAUAUUCUCACUCCUUUGGCCUCCUCCCCAGGACGUCCAUUUCCAAGGGAAAGAGCUGAGGGACGCGCCCGCCCCUCUCGGGUACCACUGA